Eutrema salsugineum is the source of this 1356-nucleotide messenger RNA. Its product is annotated as 1-aminocyclopropane-1-carboxylate oxidase homolog 7. The record is from RefSeq and is a predicted model, not a curated record. The transcript has 3 exons. NCBI's taxonomy places the organism in Eukaryota, Viridiplantae, Streptophyta, Magnoliopsida, Brassicales, Brassicaceae. The coding region runs from base 35 to 1108 and encodes 357 amino acids.
UGAAAAAUAAAACAGAUACAAAAAAAUACAUAAAAUGGUGGCCAAAAACUCAACCGAAUUCGACUGCAAGUCUUUCGAUGAAACCAAAGCUGCAGUGGUUGAAGCUCAAAACACUGAGGUUCCUCCAAUCUUUGGCUUUCCUCCAGUUGCCUUUGAUGACAAGACACCUUCUGUCUCUGCCUCAGACUUCUCUAUACCUAUCAUCGACUUUGCAGGCAUCCACGUGGACGCAGUGUCACGUGAAGGCAUUGUGGAGAAGAUCAAGAACGCUGCAGAGAAGUGGGGGAUUUUCCAGUUGAUCAAUCAUGGUAUUCCUUUAAGCGUCCUUGAAGAGAUUCAAAAUGGAGUUGUUAGGUUUCAUGAGCUAGAUCCUGAGGUUAAGAGAUCUUACUUCUCGCUCGACUUCACCAAGAGAUUUAUCUACCACAAUAAUUUCGAACUCUACAGUUCUUCUUCUGGUAACUGGAGAGACAGUUUCGCUUCUUACAUGACUCCUGAUCCUCCAACUCCUGAGGAGCUCCCUGUGGCUUGCAGAGAUGCUAUGAUCGGAUACUCGAAGCAUGUGAUGAGUUUGAGUGGUUUACUCUUUGAACUUCUCUCAGAAGCUCUUGGUUUGAGCUCUGAGAUGCUCAAGAGCAUGGAUUGCAUGAAAGAUUUGCUUAUGAUCUGCCAUUACUACCCUCCCUGCCCACAACCUGACCUAACUUUAGGCACAAGUAAGCAUUCCGACAACACCUUCAUUACCAUCCUUCUUCAAGAUCAAAUCGGUGGUCUUCAAGUCCUUCAUCAAGACUGUUGGGUCGAUGUCUCGCCUAUUCCCGGGGCUCUUGUCAUUAACAUCGGUGAUUUCUUGCAGCUGAUGACGAACGACAAGUUCAUAAGCGCUGAGCAUAGGGUUCUUGCAAACAGAGUUGGACCGAGGAUUUCAGUCGCGUGCUUUUUCAGCUCGAGUAUGAAUCCGAACCCCACAGUUUAUGGACCAAUCAAACAGCUUUUAUCUGAAGAGAAUCCUCCAAAAUACAGAGACUUCACAAUACCAGAGUACACAAAGGGAUACAUUGAGAAAGGUCUCGAUGGAACAUCGCAUCUGUCACAUUUCAGGUUAUGAAAACAUUCAUGAAAUAGUAUACCGUCUUAUUUGAUGUAAAGGGUUUCAGACAAUCCCGUACGUGUUUCGUGCUUCUGUUUGGGCCAGUCCUUGUCCUUGUCCGUGUUAAGCUAUUAUGGUCUUGAGGCAGUCUUAUGGUAUAAAGUAUCUACAGAAUGACGCAAUUUCAAGGCUAACAUUACCAUAUUGUUGAUUACAAUUUCUAUUGUGGCUGAUCUCACCGGCCUUGACUAUAUUAGCAUUUAUUU